Messenger RNA from Vitis riparia (riverbank grape), 1522 nucleotides. Its product is annotated as G-box-binding factor 4. Gene Ontology annotation, biological process: positive regulation of DNA-templated transcription. Lineage: Eukaryota; Viridiplantae; Streptophyta; Magnoliopsida; Vitales; Vitaceae. Bases 317 to 1144 code for a protein of 275 amino acids. The transcript is spliced from 4 exons. Gene Ontology annotation, cellular component: nucleus. The record is from RefSeq and is a predicted model, not a curated record. Gene Ontology annotation, molecular function: DNA-binding transcription factor activity.
AAAGUUAGAAUCAUUUUGUAGGAUAAUAAAUACUAAGGCCGGGGAGCCUGUUCAACCGGCUACCGGCUGAAAGUAUUCCAUUUAUAGAAAGUUCCAGAAAAAGGCCUCCCAGGGAGUUUUCCCUCAUUAUUCAAAAACACCUUGCUCAGUCUCACGCGCUCGCUCCUCCUCGUCGUUUCAGAUCAAAACUCCUCUGGCUUCCUCAUCACAUGAUUUCAAACUCGUCCAAAAUUCAAAACCAGAGUUCGUACAUUAACCUAAUCUGAACCCCUAAUUCUGAGCAUCCGAAAGAAGCUGUGGUUUGGGGUCCCUGGAAAUGGUGUCGCCGAAGGUGAUGGCGUCUUCGUCUUCUCGCAAUUCGGAUCUAAGACGUCGUUCCUCGUCGAAGUCCGUGGCUUCCGACCAGGGGAAGUCGGGACUCGGUGCGAUGACGGUGGACGGCCUCCUCCGCAACGUCUACAGCGCCGCUCCCGCCUCAGAGAGCACGCUCGUUGACGCGGAGAUCACGUUGGUGGACUCCGGGACGGGAGCGAUGGCGGAGCUGGAGGGGGCGCCGGCGUCGAAGACAGUGGAUGAUGUGUGGAGGGAGAUGGUGGCGGGAGGGGAUGGUAGGAGGGAGUGUAAGGAGGAAGUUGAGGACGAGAUGAUGACUUUGGAGGAUUUUCUGGCGAAGGCAGAGGCGGUGGAGGAAGAAGGGGAGGAUCGGGACGUGAAGGUUCCCCUGGUGACGCAGCGGCUGAGCGGAGGGAUUUUUGCUUUUGAUCCCGUGCCACCGAGUCCCAUCACGCCGGCGCAGGUGGAGGGUUCGGUGAUAGGGUUUGGGAAUGGAAUGGAGAUUGUUGGGGGAAGAGGCAAGAGGAGGGCGCCUGUCUUGGAGCCCUUGGAUAAGGCGGCUCAGCAGAAGCAGCGCCGGAUGAUCAAGAACAGAGAGUCUGCGGCCAGGUCGAGGGAGCGGAAGCAGGCAUACCAAGUUGAAUUAGAAUCAUCAGCAGUAAGACUGGAGGAGGAGAAUGAGCAGCUAUUGAAAGAGAAGGCUGAGCGUUCAAAAGAAAGGUUAAAGCAGCUCAUGGAAAAAAUUAUCCCAGUUGUGGAAAGGAGGAAACCAGCCCGCGUCCUCCGAAGAGUUCGCUCCAUGGAGUGGUAGAAUAUUGUUUAUGCAUCAGGUAUGAGAUUAGAAUACAGAACACCCUUAUCUAACAUAGAAAAAAAUUGCAAUCUUCUGUGGAGAACUAUCUUCAUUGGCUUAGAUAUCUGCACCCAUUGGUUGCUAUUCUGAGAGAAAACAUGGUUACCCUGAUACAAAGAAAAACAUAGGGGAUGGGAAGCCAAGUUACAAGGGAAAUUCCUUAUGACUGAAGAUAUAAAGGACUUCCAUCAAAGGAGAUUAAAGAGUUGUAAGACAAACCUAUAGUUGUAGUUAGUAAGUGUAUUAAUGUGUAAAACUGACUAUGGCAGCACUUUGACAGAAUACAUAGUGGUGACUAAUGUGGCAUUUAUGAUAUUUUUUGACCUUGCUCUCUGA